AUGGCAGUGCGAAUGCCGCUUCAGCAGAGCUAUGGAAGCACGCUGGUGCAUGGCCCACCCGUGGCUAUGGCACAAGUGGUAGUGCAACCUGGCUCCCAAAGCCUUCCACUGGCCUGCACUGUGCACAUGGCCAAGGAGGGCCACAGCCAAAUAGCUCCCACCGUGCCUAUGGUGCAUCCCCACGCGCCAGCCGCUUUCCAGCCGCAGCUCCACCCGCUGCAGCCGCUCCUGAACUCCAAGAGCGUGGAUCGCCUCUUCCGGGCUGCGCCACCUGCACUCGCUGAUGCAGUGCGUUCCUGGGCACCGGUACCCACGGCAAAGCUAUGCGCCUCAUCUGGCCAGCCACAAACGCCGCAGAAGGUCUGGACCACACGACAAGCGAUCAAGGCAGCUUGCGCUUUGCCGCUUCAAGUGCCUUCCAGUGUCUCCACCACGGCUUCGCAGAGCCCCACGGGUGGGCCAGCUGGACAAGGUUCCCUCAUGGCCACCCCGGCUUCUGAGAAGCCCGAAAGGCAUGGUCGCUUGGACUCCCUGCGCGAGCAGCUCGUUCAGGCCAGUGUGGAGCUCCACCGCAUGCAGGCGACCUUGGCCGACAUGGGCACGAAACUGCCGGCAGCCUGGACUGGUGCCUGCUCAGGCAAGCUUGGCAAUCCGAAGUCCGCAAGCUCUGCAGCGAAGGAGUCGCCGCUGCAAGCAGUACAGCGGGCGGUGAAGCAACUACAGGGCAACUUGGAGGAAAGCCUGAACUCAGCAGAGAAGGUGCCUGCCUCGCCUGACACCCGCAAUCGCACGUUUAGUGCUUCGUCACGCGAGCCCAGCGUGAGCUCAUUGAUGAAAGGAAGAAACUCGCAGCAGGCAAGCCCAGUGCAGCGUACCCGGCCGCAUCGGCAGGCCUCUGCUCCUGCAAGGCGGCCCUCGGAGUCCUCCACCUCCAGCCGAGGUGCCAGCAUCUCAUGCAGCACCCGCUCGAUUAUCCGACGAUCAGAUGCUCGGGAGCGCAUGAGGAGGAGAGUUGGGCAAAGCUUGGCAUCAACCAUGAAAGACCUCCGGUUGGAGAACUCGCAGAAGUGUGACGUGGAGGACUCAGAAGGCCGCAGUGUUUCCAGCGACAUUCGGCCUCGAAAGCCCCGGCCGCCCAUGGCAGCGGUUCUGCAGGGCUCAUCAAGGCGAUCACCGGGUCAAGUGCUCAGCGAAGCUCGGCGUUGGUGCGACGCAGGCAACUCCACGGGUGUGCUCCGGGUCGACCAAAAACUGACACAGGAUCAGGGGCUCUCCGAGCAGUCCCCUACAGGUAGCAGUUCUGAACGGCUCCCGAAGCCAACCCUCACGCCGGUGCUGCGCUGCCGCUGA
This is a messenger RNA of Symbiodinium natans, 1350 nucleotides long. Lineage: Eukaryota; Dinophyceae; Suessiales; Symbiodiniaceae. The record is from the annotation of a GenBank genome assembly.